UUGGUUCUUUUUUUCCCACAAAAAAACACGCCGUCGUGCCUUCUGUAUAUUUUUUGUAAAAUUUUGUACAAAAUUCGCGUUAAAACUUGAAAAUUAGGCCUUAAGUGUCUUCAGAAAGUGUCAUUUUGCCUCAGUUGAUUGAAAUUCGGUACAAAAUGUACAAGAAUCCUGCUGGUUUUGAGGAUGUUCAAACCUGUCCUUACAAUCCGUGUCAUCAGAUCCUUCCGCAUCGCAUGCAAACUCACUUGGUCAAGUGUGCGAAGCAACAUCCGGAUAUUGUUCUCGUUUUCUGUCCUUUCAAUCGCACUCAUCGCUUGAAACAGGAAGACAUGGAGGCUCACAAGAUCAUCUGUCCCAAUCGCACCAGUUUCGACGAAUACGUGAGCUUGUCAUCACAGGACUCGGAGCUGGCAAAGAAGAACAAGAAGACUUUGGAUCAGAUUUCGUCGAUGGUUUCGACAAAUCCGUUCAUGCAACCGGAAGAGAGCUGGGAUGACUUUGAUGUGCCGACGUACAAUGCACGUCAAGUGGCCAAGGAGAAGAAUGUUUUGAUGACGGCAAGUUGCAUUGGAUUGACUCCCGCUCAACGUCGGCAAUUCUAUGAGCAGGAAAAUCAACGUUUGCGCAAGUUGGAUGAUCUUGAACCGAUCGAGUGAAUUGAAAAUUGAUUUUUUUU
Culicoides brevitarsis is the source of this 676-nucleotide messenger RNA. Its product is annotated as gametocyte-specific factor 1 homolog. Bases 156 to 656 code for a protein of 166 amino acids. Lineage: Eukaryota; Metazoa; Arthropoda; Insecta; Diptera; Ceratopogonidae. The record is from RefSeq and is a predicted model, not a curated record. The transcript has 3 exons.